This is a messenger RNA of Punica granatum (pomegranate), 1217 nucleotides long. The record is from RefSeq and is a predicted model, not a curated record. NCBI's taxonomy places the organism in Eukaryota, Viridiplantae, Streptophyta, Magnoliopsida, Myrtales, Lythraceae.
AUGGUGCGCGAAGUAGUUUUCCGCAUCCAUUAACAGAUGGGAAAUGGAGAAAAUGAUGUAAAGCCAGUCAAAGGCCCGUCUAUAAAUGACGAUCGUCUCCUCCCACUAAGUUUCCCACUCAUAGGAAUAUGCCUACUGCUGCAGGACCCAGUUCCAACUGCUAAUUCGUUAGUGAUGUCGAUCUUCGUGAAGUCAUCGCCGGGGAUUGAUAUCGCAUUUGGCAAUGAGGGAAAGGCGGAGGUAGAAGAAGCCAUGCUCAUGCUUCCCGUGAUGCACGAUAAAUAUGAAGGAGUCAUCGUGGACAUGAAGAAGGCGCCUGUUAUGGAGCCAGAGGUCUUCUGUUCUGCACUCAGAGCUUCCAUGUCUCUUUGGAAGAAACAGGGGAAGAGGGGAGUUUGGAUCAAGCUGCCGAUCGAGAAGGUGAACCUAGUCGAAAGUGCAGUGCAGCAAGGAUUUUGGUUCCACCACGCAGAGCCGACUUACCUCAUGCUCAUAAACUGGCUUCCCGUAGUUCCUUGUACUCUUCCUGCAAAUGCCUCUCAUCGAGUUGGUGUCGGCGCUGUUGUUCUGAAUGACCAAAGAGAGAUCCUGGUGGUCCAAGAGAACAGUGGGUGUCUACGCGGAAUGGGCGUGUGGAAGAUCCCGACUGGAGUUGUCGACGAGGGCGAGGAUAUACAUGAUGCCAUUGUACGCGAAGUAAAGGAAGAAACCGGAAUCGACACAGAGUUCCUGGAAAUACUAGCAUUCAGGCAGGCGCACAAGGCGUAUUUUGAUAAGUCGGAUCUGUUCUUCGUGUGCAUGUUGCGUCCCUUAUCAUUCGAUAUCCGGAGACAACACCUCGAGAUCGAGGCUGCCCAGUGGAUGCCUUUCGAAGAGUAUGCAUCCCAGCCAGCAGCCCGAGAGGACGGACUAUUCAGGUCCAUCACCGAAGUCUGUUUCUCAAAGUUACACGGUAACUGCACCGGAUUUGUCCCAGUGCCGAUGAAAUCAAUCUUCUGCGGACGCUCUAAUUGCUUCUACCGAAGUAUAUGAGAUGCGAACAUGCUGAAUAAUGUAUCAGUAUUUGUAUCGUCACCGUGUUUCUCAGCUUUUCUAUUGUAUAUUGAUCAGUUUACCAAUCGGACCAUGUACUAGUUAUGUUUAUGCCUUGUAUCGAGAGAUUUACAAAACUACAACCCUCACGUGUCGAUACUUCAAGAACGUGAACAUUUGCUUUA